This is a messenger RNA of Striga hermonthica, 549 nucleotides long. NCBI's taxonomy places the organism in Eukaryota, Viridiplantae, Streptophyta, Magnoliopsida, Lamiales, Orobanchaceae. The record is from the annotation of a GenBank genome assembly.
AUGUUACCCGCGGCGACGCUGGCCAUGUCUCCGACGUGCUUCGCCGCCGUGCGCGCCGCGGCUAACAUGAAACCCUCCUCCGCAGGGCCUCCGAAGAGGUCCCAACCCCAAACUCUCACCACCACCGCCGCCGCCGCCGCCGCUCAAGGGUUCGGCGGCAAGAGAAAAGAUCCCGUGUGGCAGUGCAUACAGAACUGCGGCGCCUGCUGCAAGCUCGACAAGGGCCCCACUUUUCCAACCCCUGAGGAAGUCUUUGACGACCCUUCUGAUAUUGAGCUGUACAAAAGCAUGGUUGGUGAAGAUGGGUGGUGCAUAAACUAUGAUAAGGGAUCAAGAAAAUGCUCCAUUUAUGCCGAGCGUCCUUACUUUUGUCGGGUCGAGCCUGGGAUUUUUGAGGUCUUGUAUGGUAUUGACAAGAAGAAGUUCAACAAGGAGGCUUGCAGUUGCUGUGUGGACACGAUUAAAUCUGUUUACGGCACGAACUCACAAGAAUUGGAGGAGUUCAAUCAAGCUGUAUGGAGCACCUCUCAGAAAUCAGGAAUCUUGUAA